CUGGCACCUCAGGCAUCGAGUGGCAUCGCACAGCCGCCGUUUAGGAGAUCGCUGCUCGCGAGGCGCCAGUUUUCGCAGAUCUGCUCAUCUCUCUCGGAAUUCGCCAGUCAUGAGGGCGUUGGUUGCGGUGAAGCGUGUGAUAGACUAUGCGGUGAAGGUGCGUGUGAAGCCCGACAAGUCAGGAGUGGAGCUGAACAACAUCAAGAUGUCGAUGAACCCCUUCUGCGAGAUAGCUGUGGAGGAGGGCGUCAGGCUCAAGGAGGCUGGAACCCUCUCAGAACUCGUCGCCGUCUCGUGCGGACCUGACAAGUGAGUGAGCCAACGAGCCAGCCGGCCUGAGGAAAGGCAAUCAGACGGGGGUUGUGGGUGUGUGCUGUGUGUCGUGUGUGGUUUUGUGGUCCAGAUCUCAGGAGAGCUUAAGGCAAGCGCUUGCAAUGGGAGCAGAUCGGGCUAUCCUCCUCAAAACAGGUGCGUGGCACGGCUGUGUCAUCGCCAGACCCGUUGGCUGCACUGCGCAUAGGUAGCGCUGUGUGGGUGGGUGUGGUGUAUGUCAGAUUACCGGACAGACAUGGAGCUGCAGCCGUUGGCGGUAGCGAAGCUGCUCAAGAAGAUGGUGGAGAAGGAAGACCCGAUGGUCGUGCUACUCGGCAAACAGGUGGGUGUGGCGGGCAAAGAGAAACAUGCGACCCGACCCGUGAUGGAUGGAUGGAUUGAUGAAAAAUGGUUGUGUCAGGCCAUCGAUGAUGACAGCAACCAGACUGGACAGCUGCUCGCAGGUACCCAACGAGCAAGACGGUGUGAAGGGGGCCGGGCCGGGCUGGGCUGGCUGUUUCCUGGCUCGUUGCUGAACGUGUCUGUUGUGUGUCUGUGUAUCAGGGAUGCUUGGGUGGCCUCAGGCGACCUUUGCUUCCAAGGUGCGCUGCCCACCACUACCUUACUGUCGGCGCGCAUGACUCUUUUCUCCCUCCUGCACCUGUUUGUUUCCCUUUUCAGUUGGCGUUCAACAGCGGCCUGACAGGAGUGGACGUGACACGUGAGGUGGAUGCAGGCCUGCAGACGGUAAGCCGGCUGGUCCUCUCUCGCCCCAAUGCAUGCCUAGCACGCAGCCAAGAUCAUCUUCUGUUCUUUCUUUGUGCCCUCAGAUAUCGUUGAAGCUUCCAUGUGUGGUGACGUGCGACCUGCGGCUCAACCAGCCGCGAUACGCCACACUACCCAACCUGAUGAAGGUCAGCCACAACAACAGCCAGACAGCCACAGGCAUAUUCCACGUGUAUGUGUUAUGUGCAGGCCAAGAAGAAGCCCCUCGAGGUGGUGGAUGCGGCGUCGCUAGGUGAGUGAAAGAGUCAGUGGCUAGGCCAGGCCGCCUGCAGAGGUACCCAUACAUUCGGUUGAUCCAUUGAUUCGCUGGUUGGUUCAGGUGUUGACAUGUCACCAAGGCUAGAAUACCUGAGGUGGGGAGAACAAAAUGACACUUCCAGCCAGCACACUUGACGGGGCGCCCCUCCCUCCCUCCCUCCCUCCCUCUCUCCACCUUACAUGUGGUUCAGUGUUGAGGAGCCGCCGAAGAGGGAAGGAGGCAGGAAGGUAUGUCGGCACCCACCCCGCUAGAACAACCGACCACGAUGAAGACACCUUACUGCGUGCGUGCGUGUGCGUUCAGGUCGAUUCGGUGGAUGAGCUGCUCGACAAGCUGCGAAACGAGGCCAAAGUGCUGGCAUGACUCAUUGACCUAACCGUGCAAUCGCGUAUAAGUGUAUCGCCCACUCACCUUUUUCGGGUCAGGUCAGAGGGCACGGCACACACGCCCGGUGACACACGCACACACAUACAUAGUUGAG
This is a messenger RNA of Vitrella brassicaformis, 1838 nucleotides long. Lineage: Eukaryota; Vitrellaceae. The record is from the annotation of a GenBank genome assembly.